Anopheles nili is the source of this 1098-nucleotide messenger RNA. RefSeq lists its product as uncharacterized. NCBI's taxonomy places the organism in Eukaryota, Metazoa, Arthropoda, Insecta, Diptera, Culicidae. The transcript has 2 exons. Bases 11 to 1096 code for a protein of 361 amino acids. The record is from RefSeq and is a predicted model, not a curated record. Gene Ontology annotation, molecular function: carbohydrate binding.
CAUCGACAACAUGUAUCGAGCAUUGUGCGCGUUAGUGGUUCUGUUAGUGGCAUUUGAACAAGUGUCCUGCCAUGGAGAUUUUCGAGGACGACAUAGCCACAGACAUGAUCACCAUAAUCACCAUCGCCACCGACACCACAAACCAAACCCGCUUCUGUUCCUUAAUUUCGCCAUCUACGAGCCGAAAGGAGUAGAAUUGUCGAUCCGCCGACCAAACAGCUCCGCACAGUACUUUGCUGUCGAGUUGUUCAUCAACAACCCGGAUGGAGACAAACCCGAUGUCUCUCUCAACACGACGGAAGUGAUCUACGGCAAGUAUAUCGUGCGAGACCCGGAAGCAAUCCUGAAACCGGGUGAUUCCGUUAACGUUACGACGUACUUCGGUUACACGGAUGGUGACACUCAAAAAAUCAGCAUGAGGAUGUUCAUUUUUACCCACAUGAUCACUAGAAACUGCACAUGCGAAAAUGCUACGCAGAUCGAGACCACUUCUCGGAAGCCGUUUCUCUCGGUCCCUCCAUGGUCCCGAUCAUCUACUACUAUCCCUUCUCGCGCUCCACGUCCAACACAGGCAAGGAUAGCAAGAACGACAACAACGACUACAACUCCACAACCCACCUCUACCAUCUCGAGCAAUCUGGAACUCUCCGAUAUGGACUACUCCGACGAGCAGUUCGAUUGUGAGAUCGAUCCCGAAACGAACCUCUGCACGACGGCCAACCUGAUCGACGUACGGCACAGCAGCGAAUAUCGCCCACAGAAAAUGGUCACCAAUGCAGGACCCGAACAGGAGUUGGCCACACUCCGAGGCGUCAUCAAGAUGCUGAACGAUCGGUGCUCAAACAAGCCACGAACCAAAUACCUUACCCUGGCUAUCUCUGGCCAAUCCGCCGAAGAGUCCGUUGACUGGAUGGCGUAUGUCCGGCGUUCUUUGUCGGUGUCCCCGAAGCUGACCGAGCUGGCGGAAACUGCGCUGGAAAGUGCCAAACCGCACGGAGACGUCAUCAUGUUCGAGAUGAAAACAUCUCUCGAUAAGCUCAAGCUGCUGUAUCUCACCAAAAAGAACGGCAUGACAUCGGUGCAGGACUUAGACUAAAG